CCUUUUACACCUUUCACCUUUCAAACGCUCUGGUGUGAGUCGCUGCUUUUUUUAUGCCUCGGCUCUGUUUUCAUUCGGUCCUUCUCUGUUUUCCUCUCUCAUCCCCUCGCUCUGUGAUUCGGUAUCUCUGUCGCGCGGGCGGCGGCGGCGGCGGCGGCCGUGGCGCAGCGCGCGCUCAUUACCCGCGCAGUUUAUCUUUUUCUUGACUGGCUCGCGGGAACGAACGCGCUCUCACGCGGAGCUGAGCUCGCGCUGUAAUCUGUGGCAGCUGGAAAUGGACAGCGACAGCGGAGUAGCCCUGCAGCCGUCUCACACAGAUAUAAUGAAACAUCCAAAGAAAAACAAGUGGAUGGACAGCAACCUUCCCACCAAAAGUAAGGAAGGACAAGAGGAAGAAGAAGAGGAGGAGCAUGACGGAGUGAGGAGGGUCAGGGUUGGAUUUAGGGCCAAGCGGGAGCGUCAGCAGAGCAGCAGCAGUGCUACGAUGUGCCAGGUGUGCACCAUAAGGCUAAACUCAAGCGCCCAGGCACAGAUCCAUUAUAGAGGCAAGACGCAUCAGAGGAGGCUUCGCCGACUGGCGAAAGCUGUCAGUGCAGGUACGCUGUCCCAGAACCAGGUCCACCCACUUCUCGGUUCCCUGCCCCUCCGGGGUCGACCCCUUCAGCCACAGACCCAUGCCCAUCUGGAACACUUCCUGCCACUCAGGGUCAACGGCUCCUCUCCCCUCAGCCUCUUCCCCAACUUCAACAGUAUGGACCCAGUGCAGAAAGCUGUGAUCAACCACACCUUCGGCAUGUCUCAGCCUAAGAAGAAGCCCAUCAUUUCAUGUAACAUCUGUCACCUGCGCUUCAACUCAACUACCCAGGCAGAGGCCCACUACAAAGGUCACAAGCAUGCUCGCAAGCUAAAAGCCAUCGAGACCCAGAAGAAUCGGCAGAAGAACAGACACGGUCAGACCUCUGCAGGAAAAGACAAAGACCCAGAGACCGGGAUGAUGGAGGGGGAAACGGUGCCAGUCGAUGCUCAGCUGAAAGACAAAACAGACCCAAACGCCUCAUCCCAACCUGAACAGCAGCAUCCUGAAAACAGCCAGGGGAACUUUCAAACAACCACUCCAUCCUCCAUGCCCUCAUGCACAGACUCCUCCUCACCCCCCUCUGCUCACCAGACCCUUCAAGUGUCCGAUGGCUCCCAGCUUUCUGAUCUGCCUUCAGACGGCCCGCAUGCAGGUAGGAGCAGCCCAGCCAUUGGUUCAGCCUCAGACUCUGAUCCUCAGGGAAGCUCCACAUCAGGAGAAGAGGAGGAUGCCACAAAGGUUAAAGAGGUUAAAGAGGCCAAAAACAACAAAAAGCAUCUUCACUGUCCAACGUGCAAAGUGACGGUCAACUCCAGCUCUCAGCUAGAGUCUCACUGUAGUGGGUCUAAGCACAAACAGAUGCUUGAUGGUCAGAACAACAGCCAGUCGCAUCACAGGGUCAAGGUGGCAUCAACUUCCAAACCAAAAGGUCGAAUUAAACGGCGGAUGGGGAGCAAAAACAGAACGGUUGUUGGGGUAACCAAUAAGGCAUUUCACUGUGAACUGUGCCAACUGUCUGUUAACUCAGAGACACAGCUAAAGCAGCACAUAAAUAGCAGGAGACACAAAGAGCGUUUGGCUGGAAAGCCUGUCAAGGCCAAGUUCACCCCCUAUAAUAAACUCCACCCCAAUGCUGUUUUAGCGACUAAACUGGCCCUGCACAAACACCUGUCCAAAGCCCUGCCAGCUGGGCUUCUGACUGGUCCUCUUAAUCCAGCUGCACUGUGCAGCAUGACGUCCGGGCCCCUGGCACUACGACUGUCUCCAGGUCCUACAGCCAUUAUCCCAGGUCACAUCAUAAACCCCACACUCUUCAGGCCUGCUCCAGGACCUCUAAGGGCCACACAUGCUCCUAUAAUCUUCUCUCCUUAUUAGAAAUUAGCACAAGCAGUUGGGACUUAGAGAGGCGUUGACAACUUUGCCAAAACUGGACUUGUGGAAAGGAUUAUCUUGGCCCGCUGUGGACAGCACAGUUCUGUUUGAGUAACAUAGAAACACUGCAGUCACAAAGGCAGCCGCGUGAUGCCCAAUUGAUGGCGGUUUCAGAGCUGGCUGAGCAGUUUGUCAGCUUUAAAGAGGAAGGAUCAGCUGUCAGCUGUUUCCUGCCAGCAAACAGUUGAGUGCAUGUUCCCCUGGGUCUGGACCUGUCUGCAAGCCAUAAUGAUGUACAUCAUUGAGUUUCAUUACUGACAACAAUAAACUAAGACAUUAAGGAAUUUAAAUGCUUGAAGACAUGCUUUCAUUUAAAAGCUUUCUAAUUGUACUCUGGACAAAAAAUGUCAGCUUUAGUUUUCAUAAGGGAAUGAAAACUUAUCAUAUCCAUGUUAUAUUAUUAUCCUAUGAAACAUGUUGAGAAUAUAAGUAACCUAAACAUAUAAAAUUGUCAACCGAAAUCUGCAGUUUUGCACUGAUAUAAAUUUUGUAUCUUCCCAAAAUUGCAUCUUUUUUCUCCAUAAUUUAUUGUAAAUUAGUUUUCUUGUGAUUUAUUUUAGAUUCAAAGUGUCUUUUUCAGCCUGUUUGUAUCGAUGUCUGUUGAUCUUUGUGUGAAAAAAGCGACAAUCAACCACCAUGCUUACGUGAAUGAAUGAGCAUCUGCCGAAUGGAAAUACAGAACAUCUAAUGUGUAAUGUGAGAUGGUUUGAAAUAAAGUUAUAGUUAUAUAUAGUUUAUAUAACCAUUAAAGUUUACACUUUAGGUUACCUUGUUUACAGCAUUUUUUAAAAGCACAAUAAGUAAGAAGUAGGAUAUUUUACUUAGAGAUGUAAAAUCAGAACAAGUAUAAGAGUGUAAUGAAUACUCCAUAAUAUGUCUUUAUGGGCCAAAUUAUAAUCAUUUGGAAAAAUGUUGCAUACAUUCAUGAGCAACAUACAGAGGGCGAUUUCACUUUGCCGCCCUACAAAUGGGAAAAACAAGAACACAUCAUUUAGUAUUCAGUAUCCUUUGAGAAAAACAUCUCAAUGCUGUUUAUAACACGUUAAACAGGUGGAUUUAAAGUGUGAAAUGUAGUGUGAGAUAGGAUAUUGUAACAGCUUGAUGCUGUUUGUGCAAUAUGAAUGAAUAGAUUCUGUAUGUGCUGUUCAGAGACAUCUAAAUGGUCCUUGUCUAAAAGAGUUACUUCUGUUGUGUUUAAUGGGAAAAAAAAAACAAUCCUCUUUUAUUGUAGAUAUAAAUCUACCACAUGACUCACUAAGCAAUAUUCUUUUUAUGUCACCUGCUGAGAUUAACAAGAAGUGUAACUGUUUCUUUAUUGCAAUAAUGUAAAUCCUUAUGUGAUUAAAAAAAAAUUUAAUAAUGUAUUCCAUA
This is a messenger RNA of Girardinichthys multiradiatus, 3379 nucleotides long. Its product is annotated as zinc finger protein 385C-like. Bases 275 to 1951 code for a protein of 558 amino acids. The record is from RefSeq and is a predicted model, not a curated record. The transcript is spliced from 9 exons. Gene Ontology annotation, cellular component: nucleus. Gene Ontology annotation, molecular function: zinc ion binding; nucleic acid binding. Lineage: Eukaryota; Metazoa; Chordata; Actinopteri; Cyprinodontiformes; Goodeidae.